AUGUCUUUAACUGGUGAUGAUGCAUCUAUUGAUCCUAUUGAAGCUGAAAUACUUUCGGUUCGAGCUAUGUGGGAAAAACUGGACACUUUCUUACAAGAAAUUCCAUUUUUUAAACAACUUGGUUUGGAAAAAAUAAAGAGAAUUUCUGAACGAGGUGAGAUGAAAGAAUGUCUUGUUGGUGAAAUACUUGUACGUCAAAAUGAAAUUGCUAAUUUAUUUUAUAUAAUAUUACAAGGUCAAGCUAAUUGUUAUACAGAAUCUGAUGGUUCACUUGUUCCAAUGGCUGUGUUAAGAUGUGGCGAUUUCUUUGGGGGCAAAAGUUUAUUUAAUAAUUUGCCCAGUGUAGCAACAGUUGAAGCUGAAGAUGGUCUCAUUUGUUUCACUAUGACUGAUCGAGCUUUUCAAGAAGAAUUAACACCUGUUAUUAAACAGCUUCAAGAAGCUGCUAAUCAAUAUCAAAUGUUUAUCGAGCAACAGAUUUAA
Molecule: messenger RNA, 483 nt
Organism: Rotaria sp. Silwood1
Lineage: Eukaryota; Metazoa; Rotifera; Eurotatoria; Philodinida; Philodinidae
Source: the annotation of a GenBank genome assembly